This is a messenger RNA of Triticum aestivum (bread wheat), 2175 nucleotides long. Its product is annotated as protein FAR-RED IMPAIRED RESPONSE 1-like. The coding region runs from base 1 to 2175 and encodes 724 amino acids. The record is from RefSeq and is a predicted model, not a curated record. Gene Ontology annotation, biological process: regulation of DNA-templated transcription. NCBI's taxonomy places the organism in Eukaryota, Viridiplantae, Streptophyta, Magnoliopsida, Poales, Poaceae. The transcript is spliced from 2 exons. Gene Ontology annotation, molecular function: zinc ion binding.
AUGGAUGAUGGAACUUGUGGUGUUCAAGAAUCAAGUGAUAUGUCUAUAUCAAGCGAUGAUGACAGCAUUAAGGAACGAAAUGAAAACAAUGUGGAAGUUGAACAUCACCAUGGUGAAGCUCAGCCGCAUGCGUUACUUGGAGAACCAGAACUGGGAAUGACCUUUGAUAAUGAGAACGAUGUGCGAGAAUACUACACCAAAUAUGCUAAAGCGAAAGGCUUUGGUGUGAUGAGAAGAAGUUCAAAUACUGAUGCUAAUGGACAACUGAAGUACCUUACACUUUCCUGCACCCGCAAUGGUAAGACCCAGUCCAAAUCAAGAAAUAUGUUGAAGCCAAAUCCAUCAGCCGGGUUAGGAUGCAAAGCUAAAAUUAAUAUUGCUCGUGGUCCUCAUGGAAAGCUUUAUCUUUCAACUGUCAUUUUGGAUCAUAAUCAUCCAUUAAGUCCACAAAAAUCUCAGUUAUUCAGAUGCAACAAAAGAUUAGAUUUUCAUGUCAAGCGAAAGCUUGAGUUGAAUGACCGGGCUGGAAUUCGAGUAAACAAGAAUUUCAAUUCUUUUGUUGUGGCAGCAGAUGGUCAUGACAACCUAACAUUUGGUGAGAAAGAUUCUCGCAAUUAUCUAGAGAAAAUAAGAAGGUUGAAACUUGGCAGUGGUGAUGCUGAAGCGGUUCGUGACUAUUUCAUCAAAAUGCAAUCUGACAACCGAAACUUUUUUAGUGUCAUGGAUGUUGAUGAUGAAUCCCGACUUAGGAAUGUAUUUUGGGCUGAUGCUAGAAGUAGAGCAGUGUAUGACUCUUUUCAUGACGUCAUUACUUUUGACACAACAUAUUUGAUGAACAAAUAUGAUAUGCCUUUUGCUUGUUUUGUUGGAGUGAAUCAUCAUGGUCAGUCAGUGCUGCUAGGAUGUGCUUUAUUAUCAAAUGAAGAUACUGCAACAUUUGUUUGGUUAUUUCAAGCAUGGCUCACUUGUAUGUCAAAUCGUCCACCAAAAGUUGUUGUUACUGAUCAAGCAAAAGCAAUUCAAAAUGCCGUGGAAAUAGUUUUUUCGGAUUCUCGAUACAGAUGGUGCUUGUGGCACAUUAUGAAAAAGAUACCAGAGAAGUUAGGUGGAUAUGAGGAAUAUGAUCACAUCAAAGUUGAUGUUGGGAAGGAAGUUUAUGAUUCAUUAACAAUAACAGAAUUUGAAGUUGCUUGGCUACGUAUGCUUGAGAAGUAUGAUAUUGGUGAUAAUGAAUGGCUUAAAGGGCUUUAUGAGCAUCGACACCGUUGGGUUCCAGCAUUUGUGAAAGAUGCCUUUUGGGCAGGUAUGUCUACUACACAACGUAGUGAAAGUAUGAAUGCUUUCUUUGAUGGGUAUGUUAAUGCAAAAACUACAUUGAAGCAUUUUGUUAGCCAAUACGAGAAUGCUCUUCGUGAUAAAGUUGAGAAGGAGAAUAUUGCUGAUUUCAAUUCUUUCAACUCAACCAUACCUUCUAUCACAAGAUUUGACAUCGAGAAGCAAUUUCAAGCAAUCUAUACAAAUUCGAAGUUCAAAGAAUUUCAAGAAGAGCUAACAGAUAUUAUGUACUGUGAGCGGAAGUUGAUACAAAAAGAAGGGGCAAUAGAAACAUAUUGUGUACCAUGUAUAUUUCAUGAGGAAGAGUUUGAAAUUAAGUGUUCAUGUCGCCACUUCGAGUUCAGAGGUAUUCUCUGUAGGCAUGUGUUAUGUGUGCUCACUCAGAAGAAAAUCAAGGAGGUUCCUCCAAAAUACAUCCUUGAGCGGUGGAAAAAAAAUGUGAAAAGAAAACAUAACUUUAUCAGAUGCACAUAUGGUGGCAUGGACGACAGUCCUGUUGCAAAACGUUUUGAUAGUCUGUGCAAUUCUUUCUACCCAACUGCAGAGAUAGGCGCCAUGUCAGAUGAUUCGUUCAAUUCCUUGACUGAAGAUCUCCGCACCUUGCAAAUUAAGUACACCAGCAACUCAAGUUCUGAAAAGAAUAAGGAUAAGGCCGGUACACAAGAAGAUCAAUUGCAGGAAGAUGCACCUUCUAAUGGGGCAGCAACAAGUAAAAGUUUACUAAGUCCAAUAGCUGUUAGAUGUGCUGGUCGUCCUCCUUCGUUGAGAAAAGAAUCUAAGGUUGAUAGGCUUAUUCGGCAAGCAAAGGAGAAGAAGAAGAAAGCUGAACUAAGGGAGUAA